AUGCGUUCCAGUGUGGAUGGACCACAGUGCCCACUUGGGAACGGAGGCACUAAUGGCAGCGGCAGCAACAACAACAACAACAACAACAGCACCAGCAGCAGCAGCAGGAACAAUGACAGCGCUGGAAACGCCGGCUCCCAGUACGCGCUGUGUGCUCUGGGAGUCGGCCUUAUCGCGCUCGGCGUGGUGAUGAUCGUGUGGAGCGUGGUGCCCGCCGAUCCCCCCGGGAAUAGCAGCAGCGUCAGUCCGGACGCAGGCGAUCCCAGCUACGGCCGGAGGAAUAAAGCGUCCUCCGUGGCCUUCGUGUUGGCGGGCUCCGGGGUCGCGAUGCUCAUGCUGUCCGUGUGUCUGGGGAUGAGGAACAAACAGCGGGAGCAGAUGAGGCUCCAGGAGGUCCAGAGUCGAAGAGAAGAGACGGCGAGGGAGCAAGAGGAGCGAGAAACCGAAGAGCAAGCCCAGCGCUAUGCUGUACCCACCUAUGAAGAGGCAGUGGGCAGUGGCCAGUACCCCGUCCGUCAGAGCAACCUGCGUCCAAGCACCUCGCAGCUGCCGUCCUACGAUGACCUGGUCCAAGUGGACGGCAUACAGUAUGAGAACGAGGGGUCGGAGGUCACGACGACGGUAUCGCCGCCCGCCCAAGCUCCCAGCAAUCCGGCUGCUCUUGCAGCAUCAGCGCAUAGACCCGGGAAAAAUAGCCGCCACUUCCUCCCUAUCAAGAUCCGCAGGAUAAAGUCAGAGAAGCUUCCCAUGAAAAACAGCAGCCACUCUCAGCCGGCAGCAGGAUUCAGUAUUGAGCCUCUCACACCGCCGCCGCAGUACGAGGAUAAAGUGCCUCCGCUUUAA
This is a messenger RNA of Menidia menidia (Atlantic silverside), 843 nucleotides long. Lineage: Eukaryota; Metazoa; Chordata; Actinopteri; Atheriniformes; Atherinopsidae. The record is from the annotation of a GenBank genome assembly.